This is a messenger RNA of Podospora bellae-mahoneyi, 801 nucleotides long. It is a transcript of the gene ATG16, whose product is annotated as autophagy protein 16, interacts with Atg12p-Atg5p. Bases 133 to 801 code for a protein of 222 amino acids. The transcript has 2 exons. NCBI's taxonomy places the organism in Eukaryota, Fungi, Ascomycota, Sordariomycetes, Sordariales, Podosporaceae. The record is from RefSeq and is a predicted model, not a curated record.
UAACUGUCACUGCAUUGUUGCCCGACUUUAAACUCUCGGGCAUCUUGCUUUCCGUUGCUUUAAACUUGUUUCUCUUCAUUCUUGUCUUUGUGGGGUAAUACUUCCUUCCAUCUAUCAUCCCAUCCCCCAACUAUGCAAAACUGGCGAACAGAAUACAUCAGCGGAGUCAAGGAUGCCGAGAAGCAACAUCCCGUCAACCGGGAGCUAAUCGCAGCAUACUCCCAACUCUGUGACCGCCUCUCCACCCUCGAAGCCGAAAAAGCCCUCCUCCAAUCUCAACUCCAACAACAACAACAACAACAACAACAACAACAACAACCCCCUCCUUCGUCCUCCCGCAAAACCACCACCACCACCCCCCCUCCAAACUCCUCCCCCUCUUCCGACGAUACCAACGCAACCAUUACCCGCCUCCGCCUCGACCUAACCGAAGCCCUCCGCUCCAAAUCCCAAUUCCAAUCCCGCCUCGCAAAAUCCGACGAUGAGCUCGCCCGCCUCCGCGCAAAAACCACCUCCGAUUCCAAAGCCCUCGCAGACCUGACCGCCCAAGUCCGGACACUAUCCCGCAAACUCCGUGACCGAGAAGAAGAACUCCGCGCGAAAAACAAGCUCGUCGCCGACGUCCAAGAUGAGCUCGCCGUGUUAAACAUGCAGCUCGACCAGGUGGAAAAGCAGCGCGCAAAGAGAGAGGCCGAGUAUAACCACCUCCUGAGCCGGUAUAUGGCGCGCGUGGAGCAGGAGACCGAGGCGAUGAAUCUGGAGCAUGACAAACCUUCUUCUUCAACAAAACAGAAGAGGUGA